GUGUUUUGCCCGCCGGCCUGCUAUUAUUGCGGAUAUUGAUGCUGCUGCUGCUCCUUCGCCCCAAAGCUUCGAGCUCCGCUUUAGACGCCGAGGCAGAGCUGCAUCUCGAUCCUGCGCGCCUCUCGACUCGUCGGCUGGGACUAACAACCGCGUCCCCGCAAGGGUAGCUCUCGCCUUCACAAGCGCAGCUAUACCUACUUACUAUACUGUGCUGUCUGCUGCUGCUGCUGCUGUCUUGUCCUCGACCCUCGCGAGGACCUAGCUUAUGUGCAUCGUUGCUCCCGCUAUCGUGGUUGUCUCUCGCGCGGGGCGGUCUUUUCGUCCCUAUCCUUUCUACAUCCUGGCCCACAGAUCGGGCUUCCAGCUCCCGGCCUCGGCUUGUGACCGCGUGUCCAUCCAGAAUCCCCAAUCAUGGCUCUCGAGGCACCCUUGAGGACCUCGACGGGAAGCAUCACCUCCACCUACUCCCCACACGCCGAUAUGUCGCUCGCAUCGGGUCCCGAGUCCCCUGCUCUUUCAUCUCAAUAUAUGGCCUCCUCUUCCGGUCCAGACUCUCAGUCCCUCCGCCCGAAUUCCUUUUCCCGGCCUGGCUCGAAUCAUCUCAUGAGCCCAAGCAGUGACAUAGUCGGCCCCUCUCCAGUGACGUCAAACGGGACCGAGACAACAGAAAUCGAGGACGAGAUUGCCGAAGGGCAUACCGACGAAGGGAGGGGCCCUGCACAUGGACAUCCUUCGCUUAUGAUGCUACGGACAAACCUUCCGGACCAUAUAAGGAAGUCUGUAGGCGAAGAGAUCGUCUCGGUAAUACACGCACCUCAGAGCUUCCAGAACUGGAAAUCGAGCGACUCAAUAUCUAGAUCGAGCCUCUCCAAUUCGGUUACUGGCAUGAGUGCGGAGGGCACCAUUAGUCCUCCGCUGAGUGAGCAUUCAACAGUCAAGUCCCCUCCUCCAACCCAUAUUCCGCCCAGCCAUUUUCUGCCCAUGGUCAACACCAAGGUGAAGCCAGUGCCUUUCGGCCUGGAUACCGCAACUCCGCAGGCUCAGAAAUUGGAAGAUGUCUUCGCCAACGAGCCCUCCAAACUCAGGUCCAGUACUGCGAGCAGUCUUGAGUGUAUGAAACCACAAUCCUCGGCCAACGAGCUCACAUACUUACCCGACGCCGAUGAGGAGUACGAGGACGCGGACGAAUUUAGCACGACAUCGGCGAGGGCCGAAGACAGCGAAGUGAAGGCAUUGAGGGCCGCUCUAGAAGAAUGCUGGACUCUGUGCAACACACUUGCAAACCUCAGCUCGAUCCACCGGGAACGCGUCUUCAACAGCUCGGGAACUCCGGAUGCUCACGAGAAGGCGUGGAAGUGCUGCUGGAAGCUCUGCAAGCGCCUCUAUACUAGCCGCGACGAUCUCCACGAGUCGUACAAUGUCCGGACAAACCUCGACCUUUGCCGCGAUUUUUGCCAAGCGUUAUUCGAUGUGCGACAGAGGAAAGAAGAGGUGGCUGACUCUAUACUACGAGUCAGCUUUGAACUAAACAACCACUUGUAUAGCGCCCAAGACAGCCGCAAUCUCCCCGAGGCGUUCAGAGAACGAACGUUGGAUUUUUAUAUUACUCUAUGUCACCGCCUAAUGAAGCAGCGAAAUGAACUGGCCGAGGAGACGGACUCGCUGCUGCGAGCCUGUUGGUCAUUGGCAGAAAUGCUUUUCAGUCUGCGGCAGAACCGACGAGACAACAAGGCACCCGACGAGGAGUUGCUUGGAUCGGCAGUCCAGGCGUGCUGGGAGCUUUGCGACAUAUUCCGGGAGGGCUGGACACAGAUCCGACCCGACCGAGGCACCCCGCGGCCAAGUCAAGUCAACUUUUUCUCCUCUGGGCAUCCGUCCGACAUUGCCCGCUCAGGCGCUGGAAGUCGCGCAUCGCUGCACUCGAAGCGCGAGAGCCUUCGCAAGUUCGAGGACACGCCUAUAUCGCCCGAUGCAAGUCCCCAGAUGCCCAACAUAAUAGUUCUAGGUACCUCGCUCGACUCUCGAAGUGACCGUGGGGGUGAGCGGGGUCGAUGGUCCAGCAAUGCAUCCAACCUUUCUGGCUACAGUCAGAAUAGCCAACAAAGUCAUCAUACUUCUAGCACAGCCACAACAGCGACUGCUUCCAUUGAGGAUUUGAAUGUCACACGCAUCAAGACGCUCAUAGUCAAGGCUGCAAUGAACAUCGGCUUCAGUCGAGAUGCCGCAGCAGCUGAUACUCUUGGUGGUGCAUCGUCGCUACAAGCCUUCGUUAAGAGCUUACCGACAGGAUCGUUUGGCUCCCUACCAAGUCAUGCCACUCUCCUACAGAGCUACAAGAACUUGGUGCUAGCCGACGCAACCUUCCGCGCCUCAGCCAGCCUACCCACCAGGGGAAAACGUGUGAACGCCCUCGAUAUCGCUAAGAGUGUCAACUGGAUGAUGAUACGGUCUUCCCAAUAUAGUUUUCUGAGGGAUUUAUUCAAGCUUGUGUUCGGCUUCCAGCUCGACGAUGCCGAGACGAGGAAAAGUGUUUCAAUCGCCAUUUAA
Lasiosphaeria miniovina is the source of this 2547-nucleotide messenger RNA. RefSeq lists its product as uncharacterized. Lineage: Eukaryota; Fungi; Ascomycota; Sordariomycetes; Sordariales; Lasiosphaeriaceae. The record is from RefSeq and is a predicted model, not a curated record. The transcript has 9 exons. The coding region runs from base 412 to 2547 and encodes 711 amino acids.